UUGCACCCUGCGCUCAUCGUCAAUGUCUUCGCUCAGUAUCAACCAGCAGACGGUGCCCUUCUCGAGGCCGCCGUCUCCUGGGCGGCAAAGGAAACUCGGAUGGGUCGGCCUUGGCAACAUGGGCUACCUCAUGGCGCGCAACCUCGCCAAGGGCAAGCGCGACGGCCCCCCUCUGCUCGUCUGGAACCGCACACCCUCCAAGUCAGAGGAGCUGCAGAAGGAACUGGGCACCCUCGUUCGCAUCGCGAACGACCUCACCGACCUCGUCGAGCAAUGCGACAUCAUCUUCACCUCGCUCAACGAGGACGCUGUGGUAAAGUCCGUCUACGAGCAGUUCGCCGAGACGCUCAAGAGCAAGCCGGCCUCGAACAUGAAGAUCUUCGUCGAGACCAGCACGAUCUUCCCCUCCCUAGCGAUCCAGCUCGACAGCCUCAUCACCACCCUCCCCCAUUGCCACCUCGUCACGUCACCAGUGUUCGGCCCUCCUGCUACCGCUGAUAAAGCUCAGCUUGUGAUCAUCAUGAGCGGUGACUACCGCGCGAAGAAGGAAGUUGCGCAUCUGCUCGUUCCGAGCGUGGGGCGGAAGGUUUUGGAUCUCGGUGGCAACAUCAUCAAGGCACCGACGUUCAAGCUCAUCGGCAACUCGAUGAUUCUAGGAACAAUAGAAGUUCUCGCCGAAGGCUUUACCUUCGCAGACAAGUCCGGGAUUGACCCGUCCAAUGUCUUGACGUUUGUUCAGGAAAUGCUUCCUGCACCUAACAUCGUCAACUACGCCAACCGGAUGGCACACGACAACUUCGACGGCACCACUGGCUUCUCUAUUGACGGCGGGAUCAAGGAUGCCAGCCACAUCCGUCACUUGAGCACGAAGAACGAUGUGCCCCUACCCGCCAUUGACGUCGCCUACCAGCAUCUCCUCACUGCACGCGCGCUGCACCGAUCCGCCCAACAAGCGGGUACCACCAACCUCGACGUUCUCGACUGGAGCGGAAUGGUCGCGGGUGCCAGGGUCGCUGCCGGGCUUGAUGCGUUCGACAGCACCAAGCACAAGUACCCCGUGCAAGAAGCAAACGACUAAGUAUGCGCUGAUUAGAAGGUAAAGGGAAGUGCCAAAGCAAUGUACGGACGGGAUGGUAGAGAGCAGUACACGGUAAUUCUGUAAACGCUUGUAUUUUAUCCUUAACGGUACCCACCAGCUAUCGAUGUAGCAAGUAUAUCGUACGCGUUGAGCGCCACCGUAUCCCCGAGUGUUGACGAUGUAGACGAGAUCUCUAAGGAUAGCAUCGUGAGCAGUCGUGUCCGAUGAGUGAACAGUGACGCCUCUUCACGGGUUU
Messenger RNA from Schizophyllum commune H4-8, 1334 nucleotides. Its product is annotated as NAD(P)-binding protein. Gene Ontology annotation, molecular function: NAD binding; NADP binding; oxidoreductase activity, acting on the CH-OH group of donors, NAD or NADP as acceptor. Lineage: Eukaryota; Fungi; Basidiomycota; Agaricomycetes; Agaricales; Schizophyllaceae. The record is from RefSeq and is a predicted model, not a curated record. The coding region runs from base 23 to 1078 and encodes 351 amino acids. The transcript is spliced from 11 exons.